Naegleria lovaniensis is the source of this 357-nucleotide messenger RNA. RefSeq lists its product as uncharacterized. The record is from RefSeq and is a predicted model, not a curated record. The transcript is spliced from 3 exons. Lineage: Eukaryota; Heterolobosea; Eutetramitea; Acrasida; Naegleriidae. Gene Ontology annotation, cellular component: ciliary basal body; centrosome. The coding region runs from base 1 to 357 and encodes 118 amino acids.
AUGUCCAACGGAGGUGAAGAGUCAAAGAGUAUGUUCGUUGGAGCUAGUCUCCAAUCUACCAAUAAUCAAUUAGUGAAAUGCAUUGAGGAAUUACGAUUAAGGAGGGAUGAAGUUACAAGGCAGAUUAUAAAAGAAGAGGAAGAAAAGAAUCGUAUUCAAAACGAGCUUAGAGUGCUUUCAGAGAAGCUCAAUCGCCUCAACGACGGUUUGAGCAGAAAAUUACAAGCAAAACAAGAAUAUGAACGAACACUGCAAGAAACAGAGGCAGCUUAUAACAAGAUUUUGGAAAGUUCCCAAACACUAUUGCAUGUUUUGAAACGAGAAAGUGCAAGCCUUUCCAAGAAAGUCGGCCAAUAG